GAAGAAACACUUGUUUAGCAUAUAAGCGAAAUGUGAUUUUGGUGUAGACAAACGUUCGAUAAAUUAAAUUAAACGACUACUCUUUGAUAAUGAAAGACAUGUUUUCGAAAAUCGUAGUGAUUAGUGUAAUUUUAGGUAGUUAUAUGUUAGUUAUACAAGGAAGUGUCAUAACGAAUCGCGAUGGACAUGUUGAGGUGUGUCCAAAAAUGUGCACCUGUGAUAUGGUCGAAGGACUUAAACGUGCUGAUUGCAGCCACGAGAAUCUUAUCAACACAUACACCGAUGUUCCAACUAGUGUGGAAAUUUUGGAUUUAAGUAUCAACAAGAUAUCGUCUGUGGAGGAUGACAGUUUGAUGAAUUACAACAACUUGGUGAAAUUGUUCCUAUCGGAUAACUCGAUUCAAACACUUUCAUUGCACGCCUUUUCCGGCCUGCAAAAUCUAGAAGUUCUUGAUCUUUCACAUAACCGUCUGGAGAAGCUGCAUGAAGAUCUGUUCGAAAACAACGAUAAACUGAUCGAUCUCAACUUAUCGAACAACAAUUUCAUCUAUCUGGAAAAUCGACCUCUUUUGAGAAGCUCAUCAAUCAUGUACCUCCACAUGAGUGAUUGCAAAAUACCACAACUGUACGAGAGUUUGUUCCUCUACCUACCAAGCCUUCGAACGAUGGACCUGUCAAAUAAUCUAAUGAUCACGCUCUCCAAGGAACCCUUCAUACAUCUCAAGAAACUCCGCAGCAUCGAUCUGCACGAAAAUCGAUGGCAAUGCGAUAGCUCUUCAGUUCGUAGUACGAUCAGCUGGAUGAAGAAACGGGUAGCCUCUAUUCAGAUCGAAAAUUGCUUUAUCAACCCUUACAAGUCGAAGUCAAAAUUUGAGAAAAUGGAACUAGAUCCCGGUUAUAGCGAAAACAAAAAUAAUCGCGAAGAAAUUGUGAUCGAAAAGGUUUGGGGAGACGCAACUACUACUAAUUAUUGGACUUCGUUGAAGGAGAAGACAUGCGCGUACAAUGAGGCGAUGGAUCCAAACAAUCGCAAGACAUGCGAGAAUUUCAUUGAGUGUCAAAAGCGCUUCAGUGAGUUAUAUCACGCUUACACGGAAGCAAAGACAGAAAAUAAAUCCGAUAGGUCAAACAACACUAUUUACAACAACAGACUAGCUACUACAUUGCUACUCUGUGGAGUAUUUAUUGGUGCUUUGUUCGGAUCGUUCGCCACCUACUCGUUGAUUUAUUUAGCACAAAAGUGUCGUAGAUCCAGAGAUAAUGCUACGAGUCCAAAAACCAAAACUCUACAAGAACUUAGAAGAGAGUUCAGAAAGAGAAACAUAUUUGAACAUUCUCGACUGAAUGAUUCCCCAUCGGAUAACUUUAACGGUAGAAACCUAUCACAACGAGAGCAAUCACAAAUCUACAGAAAUCACGAAAACACCCGUCAGUUUCUAGUGAACCUAUUUUCAAAAAGGCAACCUCGCUUUGUUCGCAACAAUUCCCAAAUCGCUAACCUACAGAACCGUUAUGUACCUCCGAUCCGUAUACGUAGUGAGCACUAUCCUGCUAGUGCAUCUCCCGCCGCACCGACAAGUUCCAGUUUUAUUUGGGAAUCGGCGCGCCAAAACCUGGAAAACCAGGAACGGGAACGAAUGCUGGACAGUUGCGAAGAUAGCAGGCAGUCUUCAGCACUGUCUGUAUGGAACAAUUAUUACGGCAUCGAUGAGCCCAGGGAACCUGAUCCAUCUACUGCAAUCUAUGAGGUGGUUCCAGUAGGGAAUACAGUGGCGUCAGUAAGCGGUGCUGUAGUUGCACGAGAAACACCACCGCCACCAUAUGCGGAUUGCAAAAAACAUUCGAAUUAAUAUACUGCACAUACUUUAAAUAUACUUGUACAAAUAGAAUUUAUUACUGACUGAAAUAGUAGGUAGGUAUGGCUAAGCUGAAUAAAACAACCCACUUAAAA
Messenger RNA from Topomyia yanbarensis, 1951 nucleotides. RefSeq lists its product as uncharacterized. The coding region runs from base 90 to 1850 and encodes 586 amino acids. The transcript has 6 exons. NCBI's taxonomy places the organism in Eukaryota, Metazoa, Arthropoda, Insecta, Diptera, Culicidae. The record is from RefSeq and is a predicted model, not a curated record. Gene Ontology annotation, molecular function: protein binding.